AUGCUCCGCAACAACAGCAAGAAUGGCAGACUGUUGAUGCAGCACGCCAUCACGCAUCGCCGUCCCCUCGCAUAUGGCCCGUCAAUUACUGUUACGAGAUGGCUUGCGACCAGACGCGCAGGCGAGGACGACGAAGCCGAGCUUGCCGCAGCCAGACGCUGGCUUGCACAGCUCGACCCGGACACCAUUCCGCGCGACAUCUGCGACGUGAGCUUCAGCCGAUCGUCAGGUCCCGGCGGCCAGAAUGUGAACAAGGUGUCUUCUAAAGCGACACUGCGCAUCCCAAUAUCCUCACUUCUACCGCGAAUCCCAAAGCUCCUCCACCCAUCCAUCGUCAGCAGUCGCUACCAUGCGGCCAAAUCGAACGACCUGGUCAUUCAAGCCGACGAUUCGCGGAAGCAGAACGACAACGUCAAUGCCUGCUUUCGCAAGCUGAAUGAACUCAUCCAACAAGCUGGCCGAGACAAUGUUCCAGGCGAGACAAGUCAAGAGCAAGUGAAGCGAGUGGAACAGCUACAGAAAGCUGAGGCUGCGGGACGGCGCAAGAUGAAGGAAUUCCAGAGCAAGAAGAAGAGUGCUCGCCGAGGAGGUGGGCGUGGUGACGAUUGA
Zasmidium cellare ATCC 36951 is the source of this 609-nucleotide messenger RNA. RefSeq lists its product as uncharacterized. Gene Ontology annotation, biological process: mitochondrial translational termination. The transcript has 2 exons. Gene Ontology annotation, cellular component: mitochondrial large ribosomal subunit. Gene Ontology annotation, molecular function: translation release factor activity. The record is from RefSeq and is a predicted model, not a curated record. Bases 1 to 609 code for a protein of 202 amino acids. Lineage: Eukaryota; Fungi; Ascomycota; Dothideomycetes; Mycosphaerellales; Mycosphaerellaceae.